Molecule: messenger RNA, 852 nt
Organism: Schistosoma curassoni
Lineage: Eukaryota; Metazoa; Platyhelminthes; Trematoda; Strigeidida; Schistosomatidae
Source: the annotation of a GenBank genome assembly
AUGAGUCAAAAAUACAAUCACGAGAAGAAUUUGCCUAGCAGAAGAGAAAUUUGUGAAUGGGAUGACAAUGUUGCCGAUACUAAACCUUUCAGUCAAAACAGUCCUCGUGAUAAAUUUGUAAAAGGUAGCAGUCAUCGAAGUGAUUUAUCAAAAAGUUACAAGGAAUCCGUUCUCUCUGAUAACUGGUCAGCAACAAACCGCGUCUCAUCAAAUGGACAUGAAACUUGUGAUGAUUUUGAUGAUAGUAACGUUGAAGGUCCCGUGAGUGAUGAUGACAAUGACUUUGAUGAAGAUGAUGAUGCAGAAGAUGAGGACUGGGUGGCUUCCGAUUAUGAGAAAAAACGUCCUAGUCGCACUUCUCGAACACAACUCACUGGUUCACGUAAAAUUGGAAAUAGUUGCAGUUCACAUCGCAAAAGUUCACAUGGAGAUCGUUCUCAACGUAGAAUUGGCAGCAGUUUGCCAAGGACAGCUGCUCACAAUCCAGGGAGUAAUCGUAUUGUUUCUUCCAAUAAAUCUUCCAAAUCUGUUGGUCGACCUAGAACUGUUAAUCGCUAUCAAGGUGGAAGUGCUAGGACUGUUCAUGCAUCAUCUGGUCGUAAGAUUGCUACACGUCGAGUUGAAAAACCAAAGACAAAUAAUAGCAACCCACGAAAAGUAUUUGAUUCACUAAUACCUAACGAACUAAAAAAGCCUCGACAAUGUUUCGGUCCUGGAUGCACUCGAGCUGCAGCAAGACCAGAUACAAAAUAUUGUUCAAAUGAAUGUGGACUUAAACUUGCCAUCAAGUUUGUAGCUUAUCUGUACUUUGCUUCAUUUACGAAAUAUUUUGUUUAUAGAUCACAUUUUUAA